ACCUGUUAGCGGGGCCUGGCGACUGGCGAAUUCUUCCUUCCCCCGGGUAAACUCCCGGGCUGAGAAAUUGGUUCCGAACCCAACGGAACCCAGCGCUGGGCGCCGCCGGGUCACGUGGCUGGCGGCCUCAUGACGUGCAGGCUGCGAGGCGUCACCGUGACGUUCGGGCGACCUGCCGAGUGGCCCCGCUACCUCUACCACCUGUGCGGUGGCGGUGGCGUGAUGGACCUGGGCCCGAUGCGCAAGAGUUACCGCGGGGACCGAGAGGCAUUUGAGGAGACUCAGCUGACCUCCCUGGACCCCAUGAAGCAGUUUGCUGCCUGGUUUGAAGAGGCUGUCCAGUGUCCUGACAUAGGGGAGGCCAAUGCCAUGUGUCUGGCUACCUCCACCAGAGACGGAAAACCCUCUGCCCGCAUGGUGCUGCUGAAGGGCUUUGGCAAGGACGGCUUCCGCUUCUUCACUAACUUCGAGAGUCGGAAGGGAAAAGAGCUGGACUCCAAUCCCUUUGCUUCCCUUGUCUUCUACUGGGAGCCCCUCAACCGUCAGGUGCGCGUGGAGGGCUCCGUGAAGAAGCUGCCUGAAGAGGAGGCUGAGUGCUACUUUCACUCCCGCCCCAAGAGCAGCCAGAUUGGGGCUGUGGUCAGUCGCCAGAGUUCUGUGAUCCCUGAUCGGGAGUAUCUGAGAAAGAAAAAUGAGGAACUGGAGCAGCUCUACCGAGAACAAGAGGUGCCAAAGCCAAAGUACUGGGGUGGCUACAUCUUGUACCCGCGAGUGGUAGAGUUCUGGCAAGGCCAAACCAAUCGUCUGCAUGACCGGAUCAUCUUUCGGCGGGGCCUGCCAACAGAAGACUCCCCUCUGGGGUCCAUGACCCACCGUGGGGAGGAAGACUGGCUCUAUGAGAGACUUGCACCCUGACUUCCAAUCUGCUGGUACCAACUGGAGCUGGGGCCGGGUGCUAAGAGAGGGUGUGGGAUGGCGAGUGGGACCCUUCUAAACUCAGCCCAUUUCCCUCCCCACCCCUUAUAUUUAAGGCUCUUCAGAGUUCAAGCUCCGAAUUCUGUAUUUUCGGUUGGCUCUCAAGUAGGUAGUCUAGUGGAGCAUAAACAGUGGCGUAGAGAAUCACAAAUGGGGGAAAAAAAAAAAAA
Leptonychotes weddellii (Weddell seal) is the source of this 1145-nucleotide messenger RNA. It is a transcript of the gene PNPO, whose product is annotated as pyridoxamine 5'-phosphate oxidase. Lineage: Eukaryota; Metazoa; Chordata; Mammalia; Carnivora; Phocidae. Gene Ontology annotation, molecular function: FMN binding; pyridoxamine phosphate oxidase activity. The record is from RefSeq and is a predicted model, not a curated record. Gene Ontology annotation, biological process: pyridoxal 5'-phosphate biosynthetic process; pyridoxine biosynthetic process.